Messenger RNA from Protopterus annectens (West African lungfish), 7613 nucleotides. It is a transcript of the gene RCAN3, whose product is annotated as RCAN family member 3. Gene Ontology annotation, biological process: calcium-mediated signaling. Bases 1358 to 2065 code for a protein of 235 amino acids. Lineage: Eukaryota; Metazoa; Chordata; Ceratodontiformes; Protopteridae. Gene Ontology annotation, cellular component: cytoplasm; nucleus. The record is from RefSeq and is a predicted model, not a curated record. The transcript is spliced from 7 exons. Gene Ontology annotation, molecular function: calcium-dependent protein serine/threonine phosphatase regulator activity; nucleic acid binding.
CGCAUUUCCGUUUAAUAAAAUUCUGAGAAAAAUAUUGGAUUUUACUUUCCGGGAACUUGUAGUCCUUAUAAAUUCAAAAUUCAGGUAGCUGGCUCAGUUGCACGAUAUUGUGUCAGGGACAGAGAAAGGGAAUACACAUCAGUUCUCCUCAGUCUUGCCAGGUAGCUUAUUUUCAGACUGACAGGCCCAAGCACAUGUAUCCAGGAUCACCACUGUGCCACUGUAUUUUUAAGACUAUUGGAUCAAAACCGUUCCUUGUUCUCGAAAAAGAAGAGCAGAUAAGUGAUAUUCGGAGUUCUUUUAUGAUGUUUUAGAAUUUUUUUUUUGAUUUAUUUAUAAAGUAGCUACAGUGAUUUGGUUAGAUUGAUUUCUGAUUUGAGAGCAGGCAGAAGUAUAUGCUUCCUAUCUGGCGGCCAUCUUGAACUCCCCCUCACUAUAUAUGUGUUUCUGAUACAUUAAUUGUCUUUGUUUUAUGGUUUAACUGUACUGAAAUUAAACAUUUUGGUUUCUUUAAUUUAGUGUACAGCAUUACAAAUGAUGUCCUACUACAGUUAGUAGUCUGUAGGUCAGUUCUUUGUAUGUCAAAGUCUUGAGUAUAUGUCAUUUGCGUGUAGCCAAAUUAAAACUAAGCUUAGGCUUUUGCUCACAAAACAUGACACUAUUAAAAUUCAGCUAAAAGUGGCUUGAUGAAGGGUGCCAUAACAGAAUAUUACACAUGGGAAUGAAAUAAUUUGAAAAUUCACACUUUCAGUACAUUUUUAUUCAAGUAUACUUGCACGUGAAUAAUUUUGGCUGUGAAAAUUAAUGAUGUAACUAAGACAAUUGUAAACAUUUGCUUGUUAGAAAUAAUUUCUUGUGUUCAGAAUAUAUUUUAUGUGGAAUGUUUUAGUCUCUGGCAUUUAACAAAAAAUAAGUAUACAUCCUUGAGAACCAGAUGUGUUAAAUUAUGAUGCAGUACACAGAGUCCUAAAAUUUCACUAUCAAUUCAGCAAAAAAAGAUAACUAUAUUAAGAACCUGUUUUAUGUAGGAGCAAAAAGUGCUUAAAAAGGUUUUGUUAAAAUAUCUGCCUGCACUCUCCAUGCAUCUUUGUUUUAUAUCUAAUUUUAUUUCUAGUUAUAAUCCUGAUGUUAACACUGCAUAUGGUUUUGAGAAACAAUGAAGAUUAUAGUAUGUCCUUUGUUAUUUUAGAUUUACUGUUGACACAGGUUUUCACUAUGACUACACCUAAUACAAUGUCCUAGCAGGAAGUCCUAUAAUCGUUCUUGGACAAAAGUCGGAAUAUCAAUAGUUGUGUUACAGAGUACUCCGAAAUCAUUCCUUUGACCCAACAAGAUAGGGAUUCUUACCACACUGACAAUGCUGAGGGAAAGUAUGCAGUCAUGGACAGAUGGUCAGUCAGAUCGCUAUAGCAGUGAUCAGGAAGAUGAAGAAGAGGAGAUGAUUUUUGGUGAGAAUGAUGAAGACUUGGAAGAAAUGAUGGAUCUGAGUGACCUUCCCACUUCCCUGUUUGCUUGCUGCGUUCAUGAUGCUGUUUUUGAAGACGAUGAAGUAGGACAGAGGGAACACUUUGAAGCCUUAUUCCAGAGUUAUGAUCCCAGUGUUACAUUUCAGUUAUUUAAAAGCUUUCGGAGAGUAAGAAUAAAUUUCAGCAACCCCGAAGCAGCAGCAAGAGCAAGAAUAGAACUUCAUGAAUCUGAAUUUAAUGGACAAAAAUUAAAGCUGUAUUUUGCACAGGCACCAAAUGAAACUGAAGAUGGUGAUAAGUCAUUUCUAAUGCCACCACAGCCAGUGAAACAAUACUUGAUCUCACCUCCAUCAUCUCCACCAGAAGGAUGGCAGCAAGGGAGUGAUGCAAUGCCAGCUUUGAACUAUGACUUAUUGUGUGCAGUUGCCAAACUAGGUCCAGGAGAGAAAUAUGAACUGCAUGCAGGAACAGAAUCGACACCCAGUGUUGUUGUUCAUGUCUGUGAAAGUGAAACAGAAGAAGAAGAAGAAAACAAAAUGCCAAAAACAAAAAUAGUUUCAACAAGGCGCCCUGAUCUACCACCUGCCUUGUUUAAUUAAUGUCUUUUGAGUGACACAACAGAAAAUCUUGCAGGUGUCUGCCUGCAUCUGCCACAACAUGGACUUUCCACCUGUGGUUAAACAUCUACUAGAGGAACAUGGACCUUACUGGAAUGGAAAUUGGCCUGAACAAAAGGUGAUCAUGAUGGUUAGGGCUGUGGUUACUGAUGCUGCAAAUAUCUAAUGUCACAUAUUCAUUCAUACACAGUAACACAGACAUCGUGUGUUGGUAUGUGUGCACAGACUUUGUAUGUGAUUACUCUUGACAUAUACCUGCACUCACACUUUUUCCACCACUGACUUUUCAGAUGUUGAUCUUUCAUCAAACACCACCAGUUUUAACAUUUACCUCUUAGUACACUGCGUACCACUAACAGAGAGUUUAACUGCGUACCACCAACAGAGAGUUUAAAUACAUCAUUUUUAUGUUAGCCAAGUGCUUGGCAUUUGUACAGCUUCCUUGUUGGUGUUGGGAUUGCAGAUAUAGUAACAUUGAUUUUCCAUUUUUAGAGAUGAAAGCCAAAAAAAAGCUGAAUUUGGAUUUUAUAAUUAUUGUAAAAACACAGUAUUUUGUGGUAUUUGUUAUUUUAUGCCGGAGCACUUAUUCACCAUAACUUGCUUUUUUUCUUUUUCUUUUUCUUUUGUUUUUUUUUUGUAUUUACAAUCUGUUAGAAUAUCAGAAUUUGCUUUAUAGUGUGUUCUGUGGUUAGAAUCUAUUCAGUUUUCCAUACAUCUUCUUAAGUUGGCAGUGGCAAAGUUGGAUGGAAAAGAUCCCAGUGUAGCUAUUGAAAAGAAUAAGGGAGGAAGUUCCCCUGUGCCUUGGCCAUAUUUCCCCAAGCAGUAGAAAUAAAACCUCAAGCUCCCAUGGAAAGAGGCCUGUAGCCUAGUGGGGCAAACCUGUUCAACAAAGAAUGGAUAGAUAAAUUAAUACACGCAUAUAAAUAUGUAAAGUUGUACUAAAUUAUAAUGGAAUUGUGGUACUCACUGGAAACUACACUUAAAAAUCAAAGAUAUAAUUUCUUGAUUUUUAUCUCAUGAAAAUUUUAUUUAAUUUCUAAGAAUGAUAAAUUAUUGUCCCUGCAAAUUAAUUCAGGAUGGUUUGAAAUGUAAGUCAUGAAGUCUGAAAAUAGUACCUUGAGUAUCUUAGGUUUAAAGCCAUCAUUUGUAUAGUCAAUUUGUAGCUACAGUUCCACUGUGUUCUGCUUAGCAAUAUCAUCAAGAAGUUAAAUGAUUUGUACAGUAACUCAGUAUGUUACUGAAGUAUUGUGAAAAAUGGUAGGCACGUAAAUUUCUAGGCAAGUUAGCUGCAGCUGAAUAAUUGUAGUAUUUUCUGAAUGUGAGAGUAUGAAAUGUAAUGAUGUUGCUGCAUUGUCUUUUAAAAUAUUUAUUUCACAGUGGUUUUAGUAUUUUUGGAAAAGCUUAGCCUUAGAGAUGAGUAUAUCAAACCAGUAUCUAACUGGAGCUGAAGCACUUUUUGCACUUGAUUUUUAAAGCCUUUUUUUCAUGUAGCUGAAAAAUGAAUAUUAAGAGAAUCAGGGCUUAUAAGUAUUUUAGUAUUUUUAUAGUUCUUAUGUAAAAUUUAUUUACAGAUUUUUAAUUAUACCACAGUUCAGCACUGUACUGUUUUAAACUGACUUGUUAGAUCAAGAACUGACUUGUUAGAUCAAGCUUUGAAUUAGCUGUUAAAUGAGCUUUAUUCUAGUUUGCUCUUGUGCAAUAGACUCGCAUCUGUCGGCUGUCUCUUACAUGUUCUGCCAUGUCUUUUGUCUCUGAGAGACUUCAGUGUUUCAUGGGCUGAGAUCUGCUAAAAUACGUUCUUGGCCAUACUGUUUAGGUCAUUUUUUUUGUGUGUAAUUUGUAGCUUUCUGCAUUUAUUUGUCUGUUAAUCAAGUAAGAUUGACUGAUCUUUUGUGUAUCCUUUAAAAUAUUGACCUGGUCCAGAAGUCUAGUAGUUCUACAUGAAUUAUAUAUAAGUAGUUUAAAGCAAUCGACUAGCGUAUCGUUGCAGGAUGAGGUAAAUCCAAAGUACCCAAAGAAAACCUGUGUUAAGUAGGGAGAACAUGCAUACUACACAAACACACAUACACACACAGUAACUGGAGUUCGGAAUUCAAUCUUGCACCCUUAAAAGGAGUUAUGCCCCAUCUGAAGUUUUGAUUGGAAGAUGGCAGACAGUGAGGGACAUGUGAAUCUUCUUAUGCUGCUGGUCAGUAAGAGAUGAUGGCUGUUAAGAGUUUUUUUUUUUUUUUGAAGCAAAAGUAUCUGCUUAAGUUAUAAUUUUGUCCCGUUUACUGCUACCUGCUUCUAAACUUGCAGGAUACUACCUCCCAUUUUCAAUGACAUCUGUACAUAUAUAGAGAUGUGCAGACAGGCAGUAGACAUUGUGCUGCCUACUCUUUGUUCCCUUAAUAUAAAAUUUCCCUGGAGCUUCAGCUGAAUGAGGCAUACUAGUCAAAGCUUCACAAAACAAAGCCUUUUCUUAAAAAGCCCACAACAAAACAUUUUUUUAUAGGAGAGAUGAGCCCCCACAUCCCACCCACCCACUACACACAUACAGACACACACACGCUCACCUUCUUACUUGAAUAUACUAACUUCUUAGUCUGACAGCAGUACAAUGAAGGGAAAAGACCACCCAAACUGAAUCACUCCUGGGACGCAAAUAAAAACUACCAUGGCAGAGAUUUCCUGUGAGUAACAGUAACUGGUGACUUCAAUGUUGGGAAAUUAUGCUAAACAUUGAGUUGGGAAACCUGACAUACCUGUAGCUUAAAUUGCGCAGCCACUCACAUGUUUCAGGCCUCUUCAGUCUCACCUAACUGAUUAUUGUCUCUGAUGGCGAAUGCAGGUUUUGGUAGAAACAAACACCACCUCACAUGGAAGAGAUAGGCUCUAGAUCACUGCAGAAGGCCACCUGUACAGUGAUACAUCAGUCAUCUUGUUUGUGUAUGGCUUUAUUUGGUGACGCACAACAUUGCUUACUACUUUAGUCCUUCCUUCUCUGGUCUGUUUCUGGACAUGCUUCACCAGCUUAAACUUACCUUCCACCAAACUUUAGUCUGAAAACUAUCUUAUGACCCUUAAAUUGAGUUUUUUACUGCAGACUUCAAGCUCACAUCUGCAGUGCACACCUGGUAUGGCAUUGUCCUAGUAAUAUGGUGUGCUACUAUGGCCAGAAGUCAUACCUUAAAACUCUCCCAUCUCAGUUACUUUUCUUAAUUGAAAUUCACAUUCUUUUUAAUUAAUUUCAAAAGUACAUGAUUGUAAUACGUGAUAUCUUAUACCACACCUUUUCACAUCAAAAAUAUAUCGCAUGUUAAUAAGGAGUUCAGCUGUACAGAAUAAUGCACAGUAUUUGUGGUUGUUGAAUGUGUGCUUGUUGUAGGGCCUUCCCAGCCUCAUUGUUCUAUACAUUUCCCUUACCUGGAGUGUGUUAUCCCACUUAUGACAGUGACAUUUAGAAUUUUGUGCUUGAGGAAAAUAAGACUGAUAACUUGUAAUUCAAGACAAUGGUGUUACUAAUGUUGUAUGAAAGUGCCACUGCUUCAAUUUUAUUGAUCACUUUUGUCUCAGGCACUAAAACUCUUUGCCACGCAUGUGGAAAAGCAACUUUUAAGUUGUUCCACAGUAGUCAGUCUAUUCCAUCUUAGUCCCUUGUACUAAUUCAGCCUUUUUUUUUUUUUGUAAUUUAGCACUGUGGAUCUGAAAAAAUAAGGUUUUGAAGUGAACCACUGUGCAACACACUGCCAUGUGUGUGACUUCUGAUUGUUUCAUAUUUUUAAACAUUUUGCAGGUCCUAUGUCCAUCUCUUCGACUGCCCUGUGCAACCUCUUCUGUAUGCAGUGUUCUUCAUGAUUUGAGUGUGGUCUUAACCCAUCCCAUGUAAUCAGGACUGCUAACCAGAUUAUAGUAUUUGACAGAACAAGGCUUAGGCAGCUAAGAGGGCAAUGGCAUACAGAGGGUAAUUUCCUGAAAAUAGAAUCAUUUUGGUAUGUUUUACAGUAUUUUUUGUUUAGCAGAGACCUGAGACAUGGGACAUGCACAUUCUUUGCUAGAGAAGUAUGCACGUCAUUGUCUAGUUCCGACUUUUGUCAGGGGCCGGUCCUAUUGUUAGCUCUCUGUCCACCUCAAACCAUGGAGAAAAACUGCAGCCAGUGAAGUGCAAUUCCUUGCUACAGUGACCUGCCAGGCAGUCCUCUAUGUUCACCUCUGAACCUGAUCCACUGGCAUUAGAGAGGUUAUUCUAGCCUCUCAUUGUGCGGGUAUGACUUCUCAUUGUUAAACAGCGAACUGCUGUUUAACUGUUAUUGGUACAAGUGUAGUAGUACAUAUAACACCAAUCCGUAAGGUAUUUUGGCUGUAUUAACCAAGGAAUCCAGAAGGCUAUAGCCAUCAGUGCAUUACUGAUGCUACUAUAAUAUUCUCACCCAGCCAUCGUUUUACAGUCUUGACAGAAACAUAAAAUCCUUCAAAAGACUGAGAAUAAAAAUCCUUAAAUUUAUUCUGUUAAGCUUUCAUUGUGGACAUCACUGGAACAAACUAGCUGCCUGUCAGAGCUAGGGUAAGCUACCUUCUAGGUACCUUACCUACAGACUGAUAAAUGAAGGUCACUGCCCUUCUCUCAAAAAUUAUUUUAGAAAUUCUGCUUACACUCUAAGAAACUGAGAUGACAGUCUCCUUAUCAAACCACCUUACACCCUUGUAGUGGCCAAAAAUAAUCAUAAGUUUAAUUCCUCAGUUGGAAAGUAAUCCUCCACAAUACUUUGAAAAAAUUUACAAACCAAUGUAUCUCAUUUGUUACAUGAAUUUCUAUGUAUCAAACCAAUGUAACUUAUUUUUAUACAAAAACUAAGAGUAAAAAGGUCACACAGAUAACCGACUGGUUAAAAAACACAGAAAAAUCUAGCAAAGCUAGACUUUUAACUGUGUGAUACAGUAAACCUCUUGUAUCGGAGGCCUCAUGGGAUAUAUGCAAUCACCCUUUAAGGAUAUUGGGUGUUUCAGUUAAGUGGUAAUUCUGAGUGUCCAUGACUUUUUCUUUUACUUUCAUUUUUAAGUCUAUUUAUGGACAAUUUCUCUUAUUUGUUAUACAAAUUUCUAUACAUCUGUAUUGAUUUGUAAAUUGUUUAAAAAACUGUAACAUGUUCAUAUCGCUGUUGUGUAUACUGAUGUAUCCCCUAUGCUAUGUGAAUUUCUUUGUAUCUAUACUGCCUUUGGGGCCCACCUGCUUAGCAAAUGUCAAACAAAUAAGUAAAUAAAUGUUGUAGAUUAAUUGUAGUCUGGGAAGGCCCAGAUGAGGAUGUUUUAUAAGAUCAGACAAUUCCAUGUGUAUUAAAAUAAAAUGUGUGAUUACUAGAGUUAUAUAUUUCCUUAAAAGUACACUACUAGAUAAUGGAACAUGAGUUUUAUGUAGUUUGAGAGAUCUCCGCUUUGUUGCUGCAUUUCAUUUUGUUGGUUAUCUGACUUGCAAACAGUGUAUUCCGCAGAAAGUUAUAUUGUCUUAGAUUGUUUGUAAAUAUUAAAAAUAAUUAAACUUGUCAUUAUACUA